Molecule: messenger RNA, 1943 nt
Organism: Bombus pyrosoma
Lineage: Eukaryota; Metazoa; Arthropoda; Insecta; Hymenoptera; Apidae
Exons: 3
Coding region: 1290-1763 (157 amino acids)
Source: RefSeq, a predicted model, not a curated record
CACCUUAUGAAACGAAAGAAACUUUUCGGACAACCUAAUAAUUAAAAAUACGAUAAUUGAUCGAAUUAUUUUUUGCAAUAAGUUUCCUAAGCCAUUUCUAGCGAAAAGAUUUUUAAAUUUAUUAUUUGAUAGAGCAUUCUAUGAAAAUAUUCAGGAAAAUAUAGAUGUUUAUUAAAUUUAUUCGGAUUAUUUAAACUGAUAAUUAUCUUUGAAAUGCGAAAGAUCAAGAAGGAGGAAGUAUAAGGAAGAAUAGAAAUGCUUAGGGGUUAAAGGGAUAAAACCGGCAGUAAUUUCUUUUUAAGGAAUUAUAAAUUACUGAUUAAUAGUUUCUUAAUAGAUCGGAUUCAUCGAUUGACCGUGAUAAAGAAUCUUAGGAUAACUGUUGUACGAGACAUGUACAUUAAAAGCUCUUAAAUGGAAGUAUCAAUACAUGUACUAACGAGAGGACAUGCUUUUAUCUCUCUUAUAGCGGCGGUCAAAAUGUUCUGGUUGAGCUAACAAACAAAAUUUUAUUUUCCAAAAUUGAACUCAACGAUAUAACAAAACUAUAUAACAACCGGAUACUUUCGAUAGUUACUAUCACUAUAUUUAAUAUUCUCAAGAUUUCAAACAAAAAGAAUAUGUAGAGUUCGCUAUACGUUUGCUCAAUCAACGUUUCACACUUUCAAAAAUCAUCAAGCCAAUCUCACAUAACACGAAAACUUCACAAACUCGCAUUUCUCAGCAUCGUGUCAGCACGAAGCUAUUCAAUUCAACUGCGGAAACUUGCUGCACGAACCACGUGUCCUACAAUUCCCGAACUUUUUAACGCGGCCGUGUUUCCAUCGAGGAAAAUAAACGAGUUCGUUCGAAACAAAUGCCGCGACGUUUCCGAAACGUGCUCCAGCGAAGAAUCAGCGCGGCGCGCAUCGAUUUGACUUCCAAAUGGGACUGUAGAAAGCGAGAUCACGUUCGGGACACCGGUUUUCGAGGUAGUCAGUCGUCUGGUAGCAGCGAACGACAACGAAUCCAUGCGAAGUGAAUUUUAACACGGCUCCAUCCGUCGAUUCCUCUCGUUUAACCGACUUUCCACUCGCGUAGUCGCGUUCAUACUAAUUUUGAAGUACGCCUCGUGUUUCGAUACUUUGCUUUAUCACGACACUGAUAAAUGGUCCCCUUCUUGCUCGUCGAGAUACGGAAUGGCGCACGCAAUGAGAUGAAUGAAACGUUAAGGAAACAACGAGCUACGUCGACCAUUCUUCGCGUUUUCUUUCUCGGUACGAAGCCAGCUGGACGGCUAACGUGAAACAAUGGAGAACAAUCUUGCGAACAAGGUGAAAGAGCUGUGGGUCGUUUACGUUUGGUGGUCAUGCGUUCUCAUUCUGAAGAUGAACGCCCUGACGUGGUUCACUGGGCGAAUGCGAGCCACCAGACGGGUGAUUCACAGCGAGGAGGACAAAAUGUGGUUGGCAGGUACCGACAUAAUUUUAUGUCCGACCGGAGGCGGUCACGAGGACGUGGUUCGCGUCAGAAAUGCACAUCAACACGAUCUUGGAAUUGUAAUCCCUUAUCUGCUAAUUGCACCGAUAUGGCUGACUACGUCACCGCUGUUUCUUAUGGCUAGAUUGAUUUUACCCGCUUUUGCAGUAGUUAACAUAUUACGUACGUUGCUCCACAUUAAAUUCGUGGACCUACAUCGUUAUUGCAUAACAAUUCUGUCCACCUCGGAACUUUGCAUUCUAACUUACAUGUCCGUCGUAUCUGCGUUUUACUACGCAUCCUGAUCUCGAUGUAGUAAUAUACGUAUUUCCUGCAGUUCUAGAAACGUGAUCGUUGCAUUUUGAUACGAUAAGUAGCUGCAGCGUUCAACGUGUCUCGUGUCGCAUAAAUCAGUAAAUGUAGAUGUUAUGAUCAGUGCGGUUUAUAAAGGUUUCUUUAAUAAAAUUGAAAUGUGAAAGAACAAA